Molecule: messenger RNA, 2195 nt
Organism: Triticum aestivum (bread wheat)
Lineage: Eukaryota; Viridiplantae; Streptophyta; Magnoliopsida; Poales; Poaceae
Exons: 6
Coding region: 219-635 (138 amino acids)
Source: RefSeq, a predicted model, not a curated record
GGGAGGCUCGCCGGCCGGUACAGCCGGAGCAAGGAGGCAGUGUCGGCCAUGGAGGAAGGCCCACUGGCCGGAGCAGCAGGAGCAACUGCAGCCGCUGGUCAGCUCGACGCACCGCCUCCUCCGCUGCAGCCCGCACGGUCGAGAGGGGCAGCUGCGCCAUAGCUGGCGGCGAGUUCAGUGGCCGCCUCCUCCUCUCCUCUUUGAAUCCACAGGUGCCUAUGCGUUCCCCUCGGUUGGAUUGUUCAUCCUUCUUCGUCGAUGGUGUGCUCGUCCGUUGCAAUAGCCUUCGUGUGCUGGAUGAACACUGCCGGUUGAGGUUGGUUUCUUCCUGUUAUGUCCUGCAUCGACAGUCGCAUCUUUCUGCCAUUGCCGUUGAGCAGGUUCAACGAUCUGCUAGGUUGCUGCAUCUGCAACUUUGUGCUAUUGUUCAAGGAAAUAAGCUGGUCAGCUCUGGGGCAAAAGGUCAGCAAAUCUGCUUGGCUGUUCCUCCCAAGGUGAUGAGAGAUUGCUUGUUGCAGAGUACAUGCCUAGAAAGACAUAUAUCUUUCACUAGUGGGUGGAGGUGCAUCGCCUCAGGAUGUCAAGGUAUAGGGAUGGAAUCCUUAUUUCACAGUAUGUUUCUGUUCUUACGAUAAGUGACUCAUGUUUCUUCUGUGUAAUGCUAGGAUAAAGUUUGAUUUUCUCUGUACUACUCCAACUUGGUCCUAUCUCUAACUACAAAAAUUUUAUGUAUCAUUUUAAUUUAGAUUUUAUUAUUAUUAGAAUUAGAUGGUGUGCAUUGAAUAUGAAAAUAGGGUCAAGUAUUACUAUGGCGUAUAUCCUAUUGAGUUUUCAUGGGACCUUGAGGCUCAUUGUUGAUCUCUUUGUAGCUUAUAAAAGAUAGUUAUAUCAUUUUACUGGAUGUAUAAUCAGAAAGGUGGGCCAACAAACUGUAACAUGUGACAUAAAAUAUGAUAAUGCGGGCUUCCUUUAUUUUUUUCCAUGGGCAGAGUGGGUGGAGGUACACAACCUCAAGAUGUCAAGGAAUCUGAUCCUUAUUUUACAGUGAACUUAGAGGGGUUUUCCAUCUUAUAAUAUGAUAAUGCAUGCUUCCUUACCUUGACCAGAAUUUAGCAUUUUGGCAUUGCCUCCUUACCAUGCAAUGUAGGCUUCAGCACCAUUUUUUAAAUGUAAGCCAUCAUUUGUGCCGGUCCUUAUCAAGCAGUUCCUUAUCAAAGGGGAUUUUGAUGUUCUCGCUGAAACAGAGGACUUGAAUUGAUGAUUUCUAGGAUUAGUAAACAUUAGCAUAAUCCUGAUUAUCUAGUUGAGAAAUCUUAUAUUUUAAUUGUGAUAAGUAAUGUAGGCUGCAAGAGUUGUCUUUUAAGUAAUGAAAAUUCUUCUGCCAGUAGCUAAUGCCGUUUAGAAAUUUUGAUUUUCUUUUGUAGCUCUCUUCAUUUUUGUCACUGGUUUACAUUUGUUUUAUAUCUUUCUCAUUCUGUUCAUAGCAUUUUGUCAUGUUUCUUCCUUUUUAUAGAGCUAUUUUUAUGUUGUGUUAAGAAUUUUGCCUAAUUGAUGGCUCAAAUGAUUGCAAACAUAUGAUCUUGUCGGCUUGAGUGAUUGCGGGCAUAUCGACUACAGGAAAACGUAGCCACAGAAGAUUCUUGCUUCCCUUUUUUGUUUUUGUGAAAUUGCAGUCAAGCUACUUACAUAUGACUCUUAUUAGGGCAUUCGAGAAUUCUCAAAUUGGGUCUGCUUCUGUUUUAGCCUGAUUUAUGUUUCUACUGUAGGUGUUGCUCUAUGGCAAUACAUACUUUUUGCACUAUUGAAGAGAUAAGAAUAGAGUGCUACCUAUUUAUGCUUUUAGUAUGGCUUGAUAUACCGAGGCCCUGUUGUGGAACUGAUAUUGUUUUUUUAUGUUGGAACAAAUGAUGGUUUGAUCUGUGUGCAGUUGCAUUGUUUAUUUCUCAACAGGUGGAGAUCGAAUUUAAUAAUUAUAUUGACAUGCCCCGGUGCUUUUUGUUAUUGUAGUUGCCUAAUUAUUGUUAUCUACUUCCUCAGAUCCAAAAUAAGUGGUGGUUUGAACUAAAAUCAUGGCAUUUAUUUUGGAUUGGAGGGGGUACCAUUUUUGUUCUUCUGCAACAUAGCAUGUGCAGUACUAUACUCCUUAUUAUGCUAAGGCACUAUGCGUGACUUCAGAAGAUUAACAUUUCCAAAUU